This is a messenger RNA of Laetiporus sulphureus 93-53, 887 nucleotides long. RefSeq lists its product as uncharacterized. Lineage: Eukaryota; Fungi; Basidiomycota; Agaricomycetes; Polyporales; Laetiporaceae. The transcript is spliced from 4 exons. The record is from RefSeq and is a predicted model, not a curated record. The coding region runs from base 282 to 650 and encodes 122 amino acids.
GCCACAGCCAGGCAUUUUUGAGCACAGGCCGUACAGGCUCGCAGGCGAACGAUACAUCAGGAAUCGUUUUAAGACCACGUUCAGUACCGUGAGUGUCGAAGUGCGACGGCCCGCAGAAGCUUCAAGCAACUGUAAUUGCCAAGCAGAGCAUAUACAUCCCUGUGCCUCUCUGGCGUUACGCUCUCUUCUUUUCGCGCCCUCAGAAUCCCCGUAUCACGUUCCUUCCCUACCACACGAUCGUUCCCGAACCCCUCCUCGACGCCCUCCGACCGCUUUUGAGCAUGCCCGCGAGCACUCAAUAUGAAGUCCUCCUCGACUUUACAAACGAUACACAUGAUUGCGCAACCGUGCAGCUGCUGCGGACCUAUGGUCGGAACACGGGCGCGAUCGUUCUAUUACAUCCGGGCGAAAGCGUCACACUUGUGUUGGAUGCAGGCUCAGUCUACCAGUAUGCCUUGAAAACGCGUUCAAAAGUCGCGAAUGUGACCGCGCGGACGUGGAGGGACGUCAAUUGCACUGUGUCUCAAUUGUUUCCAGGCGGCUCGCAUAGCAUGUCGCAAGCGUCUUCAGAGCCCUGGCGGCCAGUACAUGGCAUAACGGUCGACCGCCUAUGGCGGGAUAUGCGUUUCUGCAUGUGGAACGACUCAUAGCAUUGGUUACCGAAGUAGCACUAUUACGAGAUACCUAUUCGCUCUUCGUCAUUCACCAGGUUGCCACUGAUUACCCGAGUCGUCAGGACGCCUCAAACUCGUGGCUCAGCAUCGCGAACUUACGAGGACGGACUUUAGUGUUCCAGAUCUAGUCUAUACCCACGUAUUAUGAUAUCCUCACCGCUGUUCCUAGCAAUAUUAUAUUAUCUGCAGUAACAAAGUUUGCUUUGCUCGGCU